Letharia lupina is the source of this 3414-nucleotide messenger RNA. RefSeq lists its product as uncharacterized. The coding region runs from base 1 to 3414 and encodes 1137 amino acids. The record is from RefSeq and is a predicted model, not a curated record. The transcript has 5 exons. Lineage: Eukaryota; Fungi; Ascomycota; Lecanoromycetes; Lecanorales; Parmeliaceae.
AUGGCGGGACGACUCUCAUUCUUAGUUGGUGCCAUAUCUCUCUACACUCACUUGACCGCCAAUUCGUACAUGAUCUUUAAAGACUCUGCAAGCUCGUCUGCUACAUAUCCUAUUUGGACCUGCACAACCAGCUGUGGCAGUGUCUCGAGUGGCGUUGGCCUCAUGUACGCAAGGUCGGCAAAGGUUUACAUGAUACAGGUGUUUCCAGCCACAACUACGACCGGAACCUACGAAGUCCAGAACCCGCCUUCCGGCUAUCCCGCAUUGGAGGUCACGGAUCUAGCAGUCGUUACCGAUAAGGCUUUCUCGACACUUCCGUCUUACAACAUCGUGUCCCUUCGAAGUGGUCCUCUUCCUUUUACGACAAGCACAUUAACUUACUCAGCCUUCCCCGGCCUUACUCUCACGGUGGCUACGACUACACCCAUACCAGCCGUAACAGCCACCCCAAUAUCCGUCCCGACCAACUGUCAAGGUGGCGGUGGGCCUGUAGCUGGACCAACUUCAGGUGGCUCAUCAGCAGCGUCAAUACCAGGGUCCUUGAGUGCGUCUGCUGGCUCGACUGCAUCUGGUGCAAACGGACCUGGGGGCUCAGGGUGGACAGUUACCUAUGCUUCGGGCGGGGCUUCAUCCAGUUUUAGUCAACCAAGUGGACCACCUGGAGGCCCAGGAUCUAAUUCGACAUCCAGUGGGCAAUCCGCUGCAUCGUUCCAACCUGGUGGAUUAAGCCCAUCGUCUUUUUCGAGUGGGCUGUCGUUCGGGUCUUCCGUUCAGUCUGGAGCCUCAACCCUCGCUUCAACUUCGACUGUUCUUCCGGCAGCUUCUUCAGCCUCGGGUUCUGUCGGAAACCCUAACAUCGCUCCUGCAUCGACCGUAGUACCAGCGAACUCAGCAUCAUCCGGUCAAUUGGGAGGAUCAAACCCCUCUUCUGCGUCGUCCAACGCAGCUGGAGGUUCUAACCCUACUUCCCCCCUGAGCCGAGUACCUGCAAGCUCUGCAUCGUCUGGUCAACCUGGAGGGUCAAAUGCACCUUCUGUAUCAAGCGGAGUGUCAGGGAUCUUGGCAUCAUCAAAUGCAGUCGGAGGUUCUAACCCUUCAUCUGCCUCAUUAGGACGAUCUGCAGCACCGAACCCCGCAUUUGUCAACCAGCCCCAUGUGCCGAAUGGUCAAUCGUCAGGCUCCUCUCCCGGCGGGCAGUCUCCAGCUUCCAAUUCAGCUUCAAUCUCCGCAUCAGCAUCUAUUAGUCAAGUGCUGCCGCCGGGCGCGUCAGUUGUCACUUCUUUCGUCGCGGGGGCUGGCGGAUCUGUCAGUGCUGCGACCGUCGUUCAGACUUUCUUGCCAACAGUCAUCAGCUCUUUGACAACCCUCACCACUCCCCUCGUCACUUCUAGCAUCAUCACUUACGGUACCAGUAGCACGUCAGCCAUACCAAUCACCGUCUUCCCAGGCGGCACAGCAUGGCAGAUCCCAAGUGUCGGUCCAGGCACACCAAUCUUGUCGCCUCCUACAGCGGCUCCAACCGUGGGGACCUUAAGUGUCAACCCGACAUCAAGCGGGUCGAGUGCGGCAAGCAGACUUGGUGCUUCAUCGGGUCUCUCUGGCUUCACGACGGUGGUGAGCUCAAAUCCAGCGAGCUCCGAUCCGGCAAGCCCUGGAAGUAGUGCAGGCUACCUGGGCCCUGUACCUGUCUCUGCAGAGCCAGCCACCAUUACAGCAGCCUUGGCUUCGCAAUCAUCUGUCAACGUCAUUGGACUUACUACUUAUUCCAGUACUACCAGCCCAUUGUACGAUCAAUAUAGCUCUGGUGUCUCAAGCGACGGACACACUCAGGCGACAGGCGGAGCCUUCUGUCCUCCGGGUCUCUGCUUCUUCUGUGGUAUUUCCCUUCAUCUCCCUCCGGGCAUCUACCCUCCUGGGUCAAUCGAUCCUCCGCCUGGGUGGACAGGUCCUCUUCCCACUAUAACCAUCGGCAAAGACGGAACACCUUCUUAUCCGGAGGAGCCUGAGGACCCUGAAAAGACGAACCAACCAACCAACCCACCAUCCAGUGCACAAGCUAGCUCAAAUAGUCCCUCGCAAACAUCCAUGGCUAGCUCACCAACCUCUUUGGCCUCUACGGGCACCCAAUCUACGGUCUCCUCACAGACGAGCGGAGGCUUCGAGUGCGCACAGACUGGAUGCGCUGUGUGCGUCGACAAUGAUCCGCCGUCCUCUUAUCAAUCCCCAACUUCAAAGUUGAAGCGCUCGCGACUGGUAGAGCGGGAAGAAGUCCCUUACGAUGGUAAUCUCUCGCCGCCGGCCAAGAAUCCAGCUAUUGUGCCUCACGCUCGAACUUAUGCCAAAGGAUUGGCCAAGCGCAAGUUGCCGGAGCCGAGCGACGAUCCUUGGAAUGGUGACCAAGACUCAUACCUCUGGACCCAGUAUAUAUACGCUAGCUGGGUACCUCUUAGACAAGACGCUAGUUUCCCCUCAUCUGCUCUCGCAUUCAGUCUCGCCGCGAAUCGCUUCGACGUAGCCGUCCAGGGUCUUUAUGGCUGCACCUCGCUGAUGAUCAUCUCAACUCAGGGCGUUUGGAUGUCCCAUCUUUGGGAGAACCCCUCGUUCGAGGUUGGCGGCAUCGUCAAUCAGGCCAACUUCCAAGCCCACAUCCUUGACAGGCUUGGGCCGGGGGAUGGAACCGCCGAAUUUCCUGGUCUCACUCAGUAUCUCAACACUGAGUUCGCUGCGGACACCAAGCCAGUGGCCAUCAUCAUGACUCCUCGGAACCGAUUUAACCCGCAGCCGGGUGUUCUUAUGUUCCAGAAUCAAAUCACCCAACUCUCGAACAAGGUCCAAACAAUUUUUGGGGGCAUAUUGAACGGCAUUCCGCUCAUCGUCGACUACACCCCUAAGUCUGAUCAGUUCUCGCAAGACUGGACGUCGUCUGGUAAAGCACUGUUCCAGUACGAUCCUGUUGAGACUCGAUGCAAUGGCGUUCAGUGGGCUAUGGCAAGACUAUGGGUGGAAGAUAGGGUAUUGUAUACGUACAGGCAUUAUUGGGUUGCGAGGGCAAACCAAAUCGUUGCUCCCCCUGCCAACCCGCAACAGGCUGGAAACCAGAAACGCCAGGAUCAAAGCGCCGAUGAUACCCCUUCACCUUCCUGCUUGGACUCAAUGACGGCCACUGGAUCCAUAUCUAUGGGCGUAAUGAGCAACUCUGGAUCUUUGCCUGCUGCGUCCCCUGUCUCCGGUUCAAGCGCCGAGUCUGCUAGUAGCUUGCCUUCUUCGCCUGCGACUGUUCCCGCCACUACCACUGCUGCCGGUGUCAGUGCUGCGACGUCUCUGGCCGCAGUAUCUCUCUCCUCCAUUUCAACUGCCGCAGUCGCUGCCGCGAGCGCCGCCCAGAUCACGAUGUCUCCACUUUGCGAGCCUUAG